GAGUGCAUUGCAAAGAUCUCUGCAGGAGCCUUCUCUCCCCUGACGUGGCCUCAGAUGACGUCGCUCAGAGUCGAGCCGUAGAAGGGUUCCUCACCUGCAGGAAAACACCGAAGAAACGUGGGAAGUUUCCCCAUUCAGGAACAACUCCAGCUGCGAUGCAUUUCCAAAUCAAACACCUACUGCGGCUGAAUCAGUGCGCGUCAGUUCAGCGCGAGAGGAGCCUCGGGACGAAACUGUGGACUGUCUCAGCUGCAGCUCAACAACAACAACGUGGUGUGAGAGCUGCAGGGUCGCAUGCAUCUGCAGACCUGAACAAGUAUUUCGCCCUGCAGUGCUGCAGAAAGUAUGCAUCCGACACCGCGUACAGCCGAGCCUUCGCCUCGGCCAGGGACAACCCCGAGACUUUCUGGGGUGAGAUGGGACUGGAUAUUAACUGGUUUGAGCCGUGGACUAAAACUUUGCACGUUGAGGAUCCAGUGUUUCCAAACUGGUUUGUUGGAGGGAAGCUGAACGUCUGCUACAAUGCUGUGGACCGACACGUAGAGAGCGGCCGUGGAGAGCAGCCUGCCAUCAUCUAUGACAGCCCAGUGACUGGAACUAAACAAAUCAUCACUUUCAGGGAACUUCAGGACCAGGUUUCCAGGUUAGCAGGAGUCCUGGUGAAGAACGGGGUACGGAAAGGAGAUCUUGUAGUCAUCUACAUGCCCAUGGUGCCGCAGGCCAUGUUCACCAUGUUGGCCUGUGCACGGAUCGGUGCCCCGCACAGCCUUAUCUUUGGUGGCUUUGCUUCAAAAGAGCUCUCUGUCCGCAUCGAUCAUGCCAAGCCCAAGCUGAUGGUUACAGCCUCAUUUGGCAUCGAGCCAGGCAGGAAAGUGGAGUACAUCCCUCUGGUGAAGAAGGCCUUGGAGCUGAGCUCUCACAGACCCUCGAAAGUCCUCAUCUACAACAGGCCUAACAUGGAAAAAGUAUCAUUGGGACCUGAGUUGAGUUUGGACUGGGAGGAAGAGAUGGCCACUGCCCGGCCGCAUGACUGUGUUUCUGUUCCCUCCAACCACCCUCUCUACGUCCUCUAUACAUCUGGAACCACUGGAACGCCAAAGGGUGUUGUGCGCGACACUGCAGGCUAUGCUGUGAUGCUGAAAUGGACCAUGUCAAAUAUUUAUGGACUCCGUCCUGGAGAUGUUUGGUGGGCAGCGUCAGAUCUCGGCUGGGUAGUCGGCCACUCAUACAUCUGCUAUGGUCCUCUGCUCCAUGGCAACAGCACAAUACUCUAUGAGGGUAAGCCUGUGGGGACUCCAGACCCAGGGGCGUUCUUCCGUGUCCUAUCUGAACACGGAGCCUCCUCCAUGUUCACAGCACCCACCGCCAUCCGAGCCAUUCGCCAGCAGGACCCACAUGCUGAAGUUGGGAAAAAAUACCCCCUGUCCAGGUUGCAGUCGUUAUUUCUGGCAGGUGAGCGCUGUGAUGUGGAGACGCUGGAAUGGGCAAAGAGGAGCUUUGGGGUUCCCGUCCUGGAUCACUGGUGGCAGACUGAAACCGGCUCGGCCAUCACCUCCUCAUGCAUUGGUCUGGGGAACUCACUCACGCCACCUGCAGGUCAGGCUGGUAAACCUGUUCCAGGUUACAAUGUCACAGUGAUCAAUGAUGACAUGCAGGAGGUGAAGCCAAGAACCCUGGGAAAUAUCGUGGUGAGACUACCUUUACCACCUGGUGCAGCGUUGUCACUGUGGCAGAACCGCAGUCUGUUCAAGGAGCUCUACUUCACUAAGUUCCCAGGUUACUAUGACACCAUGGAUGCAGGUUUUGUGGAUGAGGAGGGCUUCCUUUACAUCAUGUCCCGCUCUGAUGAUGUCAUCAACGUGGCAGGCCACAGGUUGUCUGCUGGAGCACUGGAGGAGUCCGUGCUGCAGCACCCUGCGGUGGGAGACUGUGCUGUGGUGGGUCUAGAGGACACUCUGAAGGGUGUGGUUCCCCUGGCCCUGUGUGUGCUCAAGAACGGUGUGCACAAAAAUCAAGAGGAGAUCACAAACGAGAUGGUGAAGCUUGUGAGAGACAACAUCGGACCAGUGGCUGCCUUUAGGAAAGUGCUUUUUGUCCAAGGAUUGCCGAAGACGCGUUCGGGCAAGAUCCCUCGCUCCUCUUUAGCCAACCUGGUCAACGGCAAACCCUACAAGGUAUGA
Messenger RNA from Epinephelus moara (kelp grouper), 2180 nucleotides. It is a transcript of the gene acss3, whose product is annotated as acyl-CoA synthetase short chain family member 3. Lineage: Eukaryota; Metazoa; Chordata; Actinopteri; Perciformes; Serranidae. The coding region runs from base 156 to 2180 and encodes 674 amino acids. The record is from RefSeq and is a predicted model, not a curated record. The transcript has 15 exons.